UUGGAUCGAGGACGUGCAGCAACACAAGAGUGUUUGCGCACGGCUUCGACCCUAGGAUAUUCCAUAAUAUUGAUGCAAGAGCCCUACAUUGGAAACAAGAACAAUGUUUCAGUAGGCUCUCAAUUUCGAGUGAUCCAAAAAACUAGUAAAGAAAUAGCUAAACCUGUAAGAUCGGCAAUUGUCAUUUUGAAUCAGAACCUUAACUUUGUUGUUAAUCCUAAUUUAGUAAGUGAAGAUAUUGUAGGAGUAACAAUUAGAUUAGGCCAAACUAAAGUAGGAAUAAUUAGUAUAUAUUUACAUGAGAAGACAAAUAUUGAAGAAGAUGUCGCAACAAUCAAGAGGUUAAUAACAACAAUGGACGCUGAUGAAUACAUAUUAGGAGGAGACGCAAAUGCCAAUAGCAUCUGGUGGGGCUGCAAGGCAGAUGAUAGGAGAGGAACUACCAUAAUGGAGGCAUUUGCUGAAUUAAGUUUUGAGAUUCUCAAUACAGGCACCAAACCAACUUUUAGUGUAUAUAGGAGAGGAGAAGAAUGCUCUAGUAUUAUAGAUAUUACUGCAUGCUCCACUACAUUUCUUCAUAAAAUUAAAAACUGGACAGUUAAUGAACACCUUUGUACCCUUUCAAGCCACAGACCUAUUACAUUUGAAAUCCAUUUACAAAACACAAACACUAAACAAAUCAACAAAAGUACUAGAAAAUACAAUACUAUAAAGGCAGAUUGGAUUAAAUUUACUCAUGAAUUUAAAGAAGAAUUAAAUAGACGAGAUAUAAACGUGAACACAAUAAGAGAGAUCAAGUUAGUAGAAAACCUAAAUGAAAUAGUAGACAGCUAUACACACAGUAUUUUAUAUGCAUGCGAUAAAGCAAUACCACUUACAAAAACAAAACUAAUUAAAACAGCAGUUUGGUGGAACAAGGAAAUAACGGAAAUGAAAAAAGAAACGAUAAGAAGAAGAAGAAGAAUACGAAACGCCAACCCGAACAGACGGCAAUACGUCAUUGAGCAAUACCAAGAAGCCAAGGCAAAAUAUAAAAGUAUGAUUGAAGAAGCAGCAACUAACAGUUGGAAAACUCUUUGUACUAAAGAAGAGAAAGAAAACCUAUGGCAAAGGACAUACAGAAUUAUAAAAAUCUGCACAAAAAGAGAAGAAGAUAAAUUACUAAGAGACAUAGGCGGAACUAUCCUUACCGAAAGAAAAUCUGCAGAAUUACUUGCCGAAACUUUUUAUCCCAAUGACUAUUUAGAUACAGACACAAAUGAACAAGUUGAAUUAAGAAAUAGAUCUAAACAAAAAGCAAAACAAUUGGAAAAUAGCAUUAUUAACAUUAAGCAACCUUUUACAGCAUAUGAAAUUGAAAGCAUUUUUAAAAAUAUGAGCCCGAAGAAAGCUCCCGGCGAUGAUGGGUUAACGUCAGAUAUCUGCCAAACAGCUUUUGCGUCUAGCCCAGAGAUACUCAUAGCGCUUCUCAACCAGUGUCUCAAUAUUGGGUACUUCCCAGCACAAUGGAAAACUGCAACGAUUAAGGUCAUACCCAAACCUAACAAAGAAGACUAUACAUUACCUAAAUCUUACAGACCGAUAGGACUAUUACCAAUACUCGGUAAGGUACUAGAAAAAUUGUUUGUGAAUAGACUUCAAUGGCAGUUGGGAGCCGAGGGAAAAAUGAGCAGAAGACAAUAUGGCUUUACACCACAGCGAAGUACAGAAGACGCACUAUACGAUAUGCUAACAAUUAUAAAAGAAGGUAUAUCGAAAAAGCAGAUUGUGGCAUUAGUUUCCCUAGACAUCGAAGGUGCGUUUGAUAGCGCGUGGUGGCCAGCGAUAAUAAACCAAUUAUCUUACAAGGAUGUAGACGAAUCUGUAUUAAGACUUAUAACGAGCUAUUUAACAGGAAGAAAAAUAAAACUUAGAUAUGCAGGGGAAGAAGUGGUAAAACAUACAAACAAAGGAUGCAUCCAGGGAUCGACAUGUGGUCCUAUCUUAUGGAACAUAUUAUUAGAUUCACUAUUACAAGAUACCCAGAACACAAGAGCACACGUUCAGGCAUUCGCGGAUGAUAUAGUAAUAAUAGGAAUAGCAAAAACUGGCCAACAACUAGAAAGAGAUAUAAACGAGACAUUAAGUAUAAUAGCAGCAUGGGGAAAGAUACAUAAAAUGAAGUUUGCAGCGCACAAAACACAGGCUAUGAUUAUCACCAAACAAAUAAAAUAUCACCGCCCUCAGCUACUUUUGGAAGGCAUAGAGCUUAAAUAUUCAAACUACCUUAAGAUAUUAGGCCUCACAAUAGACGAAAACAUUAAUUUCAAACAGCAUUUAGAUAACAUCAGUCAAAAGGCGGUCAAUCUCUACAAAAUGAUAUCAAGAGCUGCUAGAGCACAAUGGGGGCUCAACUCUGAAAUAGUACGAACUAUAUAUUUAGCUGUAGUAGAACCUACUAUACUAUAUGCUGCAAGCUGCUGGGUAGAAUCGACCAAUAAAAACCGUGGCAACCAACGCUGCUUCCCUGUGCGAACUCCCCCGGGCAGUGACGAGCGUGUCAUCCGCAUAACACGUCAAGUCGGCGCCCGACGGGAGUUCACCUCUCAGCACCCAGUCGUAGCCGAUGUUCCACAGGAGCGGUCCCAAGACCGAUCCCUGCGGAACACCGCACGACAUGACGCGCCGACCAGCACCGUCACGUCCCCAAUAGGUAACGCAUCUCUCCUCAAGGGUAGGGUGUUGAAGGCGUUGGAGAUGUCUAAAGACACCGCCAGCACCACCCCACCCCGGGAUACUGUCUCCUCCGCCAGGGCCCUCACAACCUAA
Molecule: messenger RNA, 2808 nt
Organism: Parnassius mnemosyne (clouded apollo)
Lineage: Eukaryota; Metazoa; Arthropoda; Insecta; Lepidoptera; Papilionidae
Source: the annotation of a GenBank genome assembly